AUGAACGGAUGCUGCAUGAAGUUUACACGUCGCCACUUCCAGCCCCCUCGACUCCUCCCGAUCCCGACUGGGCCAGGCCGGACAGCUGGCAGAGCUCGAGGCGUGGGCGGGGCCCCGAAGAAAAGUCGCGGGUGUCCCCGGGCAGGCGCGGUUGGCCGCGGCGCCCAGCGCUCGGAGGAGGCGUCGCUGACCAUGAGCGGGGCCGAGCAGGGUCUCGUGAGCUUCGCCGAUGUGGCCGUGUACUUCUCCCCGGACGAGUGGGGACGACUGCGCCCCGCGCAAAGGGUUAUCUACAGGGACGUCAUGUGGGAGACCUACGGCCACCUGGGCGCGCUGGGUUUCCCAGGCCCCAAACCCACCCUCAUCUCUUGGAUAGAGCAAGAGCCAGAGGUCUGGGGUCCGGAUGCCCGGGACCCCGAGGAGGAAAGGGGAGACUACACAGCCCUGGACAGCAAUGGGGAUGUCGUCAUCUACUCUAAACCAACUCUGGCCCCUCUGAACAGCCUACUCCAUUAUAGUAAGAUUAGGGCAGGGGAGAAGCCCUUUCUGUGCCCAGACUGUGGGCGUUGUUUCCAGCAAAGUGGGUCCCUGGCCAUCCACCAGCGCACACACACAGGGUUUGGAAAACCCUUCUCCUGUCCUGACUAUGGGCGCAGCUUUGCCUAUCCCUCUCUGCUCAACAGCCACCUACGGGUGCAUACAGGGGAACGACCCUAUGCCUGUACUCAUUGUGAAAAGGGAUCCCUAGUGGUCCACUAUCAGGCACACACAGGUGAUAAACCGUACCCCUGUUCUGGCUGUGGGCUUCGAUUCGCUUAUCCCUCCCUCUUGGUGAUCCAUCAGCGAACCCACACAGGUGAGAAACCAUACUCCUGCCCUGACUGCGGGCAUUGCUUUGCCUAUCCCUCGUUCCUGGUCAGUCAUCAGCAUGUGCACUCUGGGGAACAUCCCUACCCCUGUGUUCAGUGUGGAGCAUGCUUUGCCCGCCGGGAGAAUCUUGUCCAGCACCAGCUCAUUCACAUGGGUGAGAAGUCCUAUUCUUGUCCUAAUUGUGGGCGCUGCUUUCGGCAGAGCGGCUCCUUAGUUAUCCAUCGCCGUAAAUACACAGUCAGCCACCGGAGGAUUCAUUCUGAUGAGCGUCCUUUCCCCUGCACGGAGUGCGGGAAGUGUUUUAAGUGCAAGUACGCUCUUGAAGCACAUAAGUGGAUCCACCAGUCUGGCACUGAGAGGAUGCAGAAUGGGGGAACUGGGGUACAGCCUCUUCCCCAGGCUUCUGUGAAUGGGGUCCAGGAACCCCUGGUGUACUUCCGGUACUUCCCAGAUAUAUUCCAGGCAUGUGGGUGA
Antechinus flavipes (yellow-footed antechinus) is the source of this 1344-nucleotide messenger RNA. RefSeq names its product zinc finger protein 785-like. Gene Ontology annotation, molecular function: RNA polymerase II cis-regulatory region sequence-specific DNA binding; DNA-binding transcription factor activity, RNA polymerase II-specific. Gene Ontology annotation, biological process: regulation of DNA-templated transcription. The transcript has 7 exons. The record is from RefSeq and is a predicted model, not a curated record. Lineage: Eukaryota; Metazoa; Chordata; Mammalia; Dasyuromorphia; Dasyuridae. The coding region runs from base 1 to 1344 and encodes 447 amino acids.